AUCCACAAUAGCCCAUUGACUGUCACUGACUCUGUACUAUUAUUGCGCGCCGCCGCCAAAGAGAUCUCAAUUUACUUUGUCUUUCAAUCCACCACCAGCUUUCCUUUUUCCUUCUCCUUCUUCUUAUUCUCUUCCCUCCCAUCUUCGGUCGCCCCAUGAUACCGCCGCCACUCAUUUGAUCCUACACCUUAAACCUUAAAAACAAUAAUCAUCCUCUUCGCGAUUCUCUUCACAAACCACCCAAGAUGUGGCCUUUCGACAUCGUCGACUGGCUGAUGCUCGCCGUCCCAAUCGCCUACCUCUUCGUCCUCAUCGGCUCCCUCGCCGUCUUCAGCUCCCUUUAUCGCAAGCGAAAGGCCGCCAGCGCCGCCUCCCUCGAGCCAUGGUUCCCCCCGCACCUCCAGCGCAACGUCUACAUGUCCCUCCUCCACAUGGAGAACCCCAAGGUCCCGGACAGCAUCCUCAAAGCCGCAUUGUUGCGAAGAGCAACUGAGGACAUCCACCGCAUCGUGCAGGUCAGGAAUGCGAAGCAAGCGCUACAGGUCCUGCUGCAGAGGGGCAGCGUCGGGGAUGAUUUGUGGAAGAGGUUUCAGAGGGCGGAGAAGGAGAUCGAGGAGGAGUUGAGGGAUGUGGUCAGCGAGGCCAAUGCAUUCGCACCGAAUUGGGGUCAGACUAUCUUCCAAUCCGCUUCAGAAAUGGCACAGAACACACACAUCCGGGAACGCCUGAACGAUAUAUUGUCUACAUCACAGUCCGAGAAGGAGUGGUGGGAGAAGCGAAAGGCGACCAUCCAGUCGGAAUUCAUGAAGGAGCUAGAUGAUGAGAAGGAGGCGAGCGUGGUCAGUCCUGUCAAGGGUAGCGAUGACGAUGCUGUCCUCGUUGAGGGUGGUGGUCCUGCAGACUCGCUGAAAGGCAAGAAGAAGAAGGGAAAGAACUGAGUCGAACCCAGAGAUGGGACUUAUGAUAGGAGAGAGAUGAAUGAGGCCGCAGUGGAGCCGGCACACUCGUAGGAGCAGCGCAUAAACAGCAUUACUAUUGGCUGCGAAAAACGCAGGAUCGAGGGAGGGCAGGACAAAGGUGUAUAGACAGACGUAUCAGACAUUGCAUUGCCGGCGUUGAGGAAUUGGAGUUUGACACGGACAACCGUGGAAUCAUCUCCCCACCUGGCGCUGGAAAGAAGCGGCGCAAACGCUUCUCGUGUACGAACACAUUUCGAGUUUUAUUUUUCCUUUCAAUCAGACUUUUGAUAUUCUCAUCUCAGGUGUUUGUUUCCUUGAUGUGCUUUAAAUUGCAAUGCUACUUGACGCCAU
Molecule: messenger RNA, 1310 nt
Organism: Aaosphaeria arxii CBS 175.79
Lineage: Eukaryota; Fungi; Ascomycota; Dothideomycetes; Pleosporales
Exons: 2
Coding region: 246-938 (230 amino acids)
Biological process (GO): post-translational protein targeting to membrane, translocation
Cellular component (GO): Sec62/Sec63 complex
Source: RefSeq, a predicted model, not a curated record